Messenger RNA from Humulus lupulus (European hop), 1531 nucleotides. Its product is annotated as nudix hydrolase 18, mitochondrial-like. Gene Ontology annotation, cellular component: cytoplasm; nucleus. Lineage: Eukaryota; Viridiplantae; Streptophyta; Magnoliopsida; Rosales; Cannabaceae. The record is from RefSeq and is a predicted model, not a curated record. Gene Ontology annotation, molecular function: pyrophosphatase activity. Bases 249 to 815 code for a protein of 188 amino acids. The transcript has 5 exons.
AGUUAGUUUCUUAUCCCAUUUUCCAUUUCAUCACAACUUCUUCUUCUUCUUCUUCUUCUUUCUCUAUUUUCCAACACCUCAAAUCUCUCACUGCCCAUUUUUAGAUUUUCUGUUUUGAGCAAAACCCAUCUAAGAUUGCGUUCUCUUCUUCUGUUUUUCUUAUUGUGUUAUCUUUUCUCUUCUUCUGUUUUUGUUAUUGUGUUAUCUUUUCUUUUCUUUGCGUUUGGGAAGAAGGAAAAGAAAGAGUUAUGGGUCUCAUUAUGUCUAAGGACAUUGCCAACUUCAUUGUUUCCACUCUUUUCCAUGAAAAGGAGUGUGGCAAACUCCUGGUCUCUCGCUCCGGGAGACUCUUGCAGCGCUACGACGAGCAGGGUUUGCGCCAAGUUGUAGGAUGCAUACCGUACAGAUACACCAAAACUGAUCAAUUUUCUUCUGUUGAGGAGGAUUUAGAAGUGCUUUUGAUUAGUUCUCAAAAGAGUCAAAGAAUGAUGUUCCCAAAGGGAGGUUGGGAACGUGAUGAGUCUAUGGAAGAAGCAGCUUUAAGAGAGACUCUAGAGGAAGCUGGUGUAGGAGGAGAAGUUGAGAGUAUGUUGGGUAAAUGGCAUUACUUGAGCAAAAGAGAAUGCAAAAGAAUAGUUCAUGAGGCUUAUAUGUUCCCUAUGCUUGUUCAAGAAGAAUUAGAAUUUUGGCCAGAAAAAGACCUCAGAAAUCGCCAAUGGAUGUCUGUUGCUCAAGCUAGAGAAGCUUGUCAAUCUCUGUGGAUGAAGGAAGCCUUGGACAAAUUAGUUGCCAGACAAAUGAACCUAACAAAUUAAAGAAAAGGCUGAGGCGAAAUGUACAUAAGAACGCGGCUGCCAUCGAAAUUUUUCGGUUUUACAUAGCAGGGGAGCUGUGGAAAUUGCCAAGAGAAAUCACUCAUCUUCCCACAAAACUCAAAAGUGCAAGAGAAUUGAGGAAGUUGAAGAGGAGAUGGAAUUAUGAGAAAGAAAAUCAAAGGGUCUUCCCCGAAAACCUUAAGCUCGAAAUCGCCACAAGUCCAAGAGAUGGGAUUGUGAAAGGAAAACCAAGGACUUUGUUGAUGAACUCAAACUCCAUGAUCGAGAAAACAAGUUUGGAGAUGGAAUUGUGGAAAAGAAAUCUGCAGUCUCUAUUUUGUUCAAAGAAAAUGAGUGUCUCAUCACUCCGAAAACUCGAAUUCAAAGUGCAUGAAUUGGGGAGUUGGAGAGGGCAUUCUCUGGUUGCUGAGUUUCUGGUGUUUGUUAAUAACGCUAUGAAAAGUGGACUGUGAUAACAGAACAAGCUUACCCUCCUAUUAAUUCAUUCAUUUAAUUGAUUAAAAUUGUGAAAUCUGUGAUUUUUUUCCUUUGUAGUCUCACUCUGAUUCUCACCCACUCUUUGCAUUGAAUCAAGGGAACCUUUAGGCAGUUCCAAGCCCCCUCAAGCAAAAAUAAAAAUAAAAAAUUAAUAAGAAAUGCAAAUUUUCCUUCAUAGCAUUUGCUGCAAUAAUACAUAAGAAGAAUAUUUUUUUUUU